UGAAGGCUGAGAGCCAGGCAGAGCUGGCAGGCAGGGCACCUUCUGGUGGACAAGAGCUCCCCAUUUCACCACCAUGAGUACCACCACAGGCCCUGAAGCAGCACCCAAGCCAAGUGCCAAGUCUAUCUAUGAGCAGAGGAAGCGUUACUCCACUGUGGUUAUGGCUGAUGUGUCUCAGUAUCAUGUCAAUCACCUGGUAACCUUCUGCCUGGGGGAGGAGGAUGGUGUGCACACGGUGGAAGACGCCUCCAGAAAGCUGGCCGUCAUGGACAGCCAGGGCCGCGUCUGGGCACAGGAGAUGCUACUGAGGGUGUCACCUGACCAUGUCACGCUGCUAGACCCAGUCUCCAAGGAGGAACUGGAAUCCUAUCCGCUUGGUGCCAUCGUGCGCUGCGACGCGGUGAUGCCCAGAGGCCGGAGCCGCUCGCUGCUGCUCCUGGUGUGUCAAGAGCCCGAGUGCGCACAGCCGGAUGUGCAUUUCUUCCAGGGCCUGCUCCUGGGGGCGGAGCUGAUCCGAGAGGACAUCCAGGGGGCUUUACAGAACUACCGUUCCGGACGCGGGGAACGCAGGGAGGCUGCACUCAGAGCCACUCAGGAGGAGCUGCAACGUGGAGCCUCGCCCGCCGCGGAGACGCCACCCUUGCAGCGUCGCCCGUCGGUCCGCGCGGUGAUCAGCACCGUGGAGCCGGCCGCGGGCCGCGGGAAAUCCCAAGUAGAACCCAUUCCGGAGGAAACGGGGAGACCCCGCCCGGUAUGCACGGCGAGCGGCGCUGACCCGACCUCCCCGGACCUGGGCCCGCGGGGCCCUGAGCUGGCCGGGCUGCAGGCGGAGCGGGACGUGGAUAUCCUGAACCACGUGUUCGACGACGUGGAGAGCUUUGUAUCCAGGCUGCAGAAGUCAGCAGAGGCUGCCCGCGUGCUAGAGCACCGGGAGCGCGGCCGCAGGACGCGACGCCGAGCUGCUGGGGAGGGCCUACUGACCCUGCGGGCCAAGCCUCCCACCGAGGCUGAAUACACCGACGUGCUUCAGAAGAUCAAGUAUGCCUUCAGUCUGCUGGCUCGGUUGCGUGGCAACAUCGCCAACCCCUCCUCUCCAGAGCUGUUACACUUUCUUUUCGGACCUCUGCAGAUGAUUGUGAACACUUCUGGCGGCCCUGAGUUGGCGAGCAGCGUGCGACGGCCGCACCUGACGUCGGAGGCCGUGGCGCUUCUGCGGGACAAUGUUACGCCUCGUGAAAAUGCGCUCUGGAUCUCGCUGGGGGACUCCUGGACCCGCCCAGGGGUGGAGCUGCCCCCGGAGGAAGGUUCUCCAUACAGUCCGGAGUUCUGCAGCGGUUGGGAGCCUCCCGCCACUGACCCGCAGGGCCGCGCCUGGGAGGACCCGGUGGAAAAACAACUACAACACGAGCGGCGGCGCAGGCAGCAAAGCGCCCCCCAGGUCGCUGUCAAUGGUCAUCAAGAUCCAGAUCUGGAAGCUGAGCCCCAGCUAGAAGAGAGAGCGGGCAAGUGGGUCCUGUGUAAUUAUGAUUUCCAGGCCCGAAAUAGCAGCGAGCUGUCGGUCAAGCAACGAGACGUGCUGGAGGUCCUGGAUGACAAGCGGAAGUGGUGGAAGGUUAGGGACCAAGGGGGACAAGAGGGCUAUGUACCCUAUAAUAUCCUAACACCCCACCCUGGACCUCAGGUGGGCCGCAGCCAAAGCCCUGCCAUAAGCCUGGAGAACAGCACUCCUCCCCCACCCGCCCCUGCUCCAGCCCCUGCACAGGUGCGGCCCCACUGGGACAGCUGUGACAGUCUCAACAAUUUGGACCCCAGCGAGAAAGAGAAAUUCUCCCAUAUGCUCAGUGUCAACGAGGAGCUGCAGGCGCGCCUGGCUCAGGGCCGUUCGGGCCCCAGCCGGGCAGCCCUGGGGCCCCGCGCCACAGAGCCGCAGCUCAGCCUGCGCUCUGAAGCCUCGGACGUCCGUGCCUGGCUACAGGCCAAGGGCUUUAGCUCCGGGACGGUGGAUGCGCUGGGCAUGCUGACGGGUGCACAGCUCUUCUCGCUGCAAAAGGAAGAGUUUCGGGCAGUGAGCCUCGAGGAAGGGGCACGCGUGUACAGCCAAGUCACCGUGCAGCGUGCGCUGCUGGAGGACAAAGAGAAAGUGUCAGAGCUGGAGGCCGUGAUGGAGAAGCAAAAGAAGAAAGUGGAAGGCGAGACUACAACAGAAGUCAUUUGACCCUUCUUGGCUCCUUCACCAAAAGUGCUGAGACAGCGGAGUUCCCCAUGUCCAGUGGGACAACAGACGCCAGACUCCUCCCUAUCACGAGUGGCAGUAGAUCCCCUGAAGGAUCGCCCACCCUGGUCUCCUCCCGAUCCUAACGGGCCAACUGAACAGGACAGUACCACCGGGAAUCCCUCCUUAAGGACCUCGGACUUGUGGGAAUGGGGAGGGGGGCAGAGCUGAGAAGCAACUGACGAGUAGACAGCGGAGAGAGCGCAGUAGAGCCCUGUGCAUUGUGAUAUGCUGCGGGUCUAUAAACAGCCUCCUCUUGGCA
Nannospalax galili (Upper Galilee mountains blind mole rat) is the source of this 2534-nucleotide messenger RNA. It is a transcript of the gene Eps8l1, whose product is annotated as EPS8 like 1. Gene Ontology annotation, biological process: regulation of Rho protein signal transduction; positive regulation of ruffle assembly; Rho protein signal transduction. Gene Ontology annotation, molecular function: actin binding. Bases 74 to 2215 code for a protein of 713 amino acids. Gene Ontology annotation, cellular component: vesicle; ruffle membrane; plasma membrane. The transcript is spliced from 20 exons. The record is from RefSeq and is a predicted model, not a curated record. NCBI's taxonomy places the organism in Eukaryota, Metazoa, Chordata, Mammalia, Rodentia, Spalacidae.